UGCAUGGUGCGCGGUGCCUGAGCCCCAAAGACGGAUAGCGAUUGAAUGUUUCUGCUGUGCUUUCGUUGAGAUCGGACACUUAACAAGAUCGUGAGGGCGGAAAAGAGAAGCUCGCCACUGGGGGACAUUAUGGCGGCGGCUGCGGUGGAGGUGAGUGUGAGCAGCGGCAGCAGUGACACAUCCAGCAACGGCGAGGAGGAGAGGAUGAGGCGGCUCUUCCAUACUUGUGACGGGGACGGAGACGGAUACAUCAGCAGGAACGAUCUGCUUAUGGUCUGUCGCCAGCUGAACAUGGAGGGGUCUGUGGCUGAGAUUAUGCAUCAGCUGGGAGCCGAUGAACAGGGCAAAAUUUCCUUCAAGGAUUUCACAAGGUGUCGCAUGCAGCUCGUCGGUGAAAUCAGGAAGGAGGAAGGGGAGCUUUCAGUCAAAUCUGAUGACUCCUGUAAAAAGAAAAAGUUAAGGGAUCGCAUUGCCUCCUGGCCAGACAGCAGUGAAAACAGUUUAGGCUCCUUGUCAGGAGCCCGUGAAAGUUGGGAGUAUGACUCGGGAGCUCGUGACCUUCAGAGCCCUGACCUGCAGAACCAGCCGAACCUUCAGCUGGAGCAGCAGGCAGCUCUGCAGAAGCUAAUGACUCAGACCAGCAACCUGAGCACUCCCAUUGGCGGGAGCUACCUGGAGCUAGCAAACACAUUACAUCUGGCAGCCCUGGCAUCACUAAAAGGUGACAUAGUGGAGCUCAAUAAGAGACUACAGCAAACCGAGAGGGAGCGAGACCUGCUAGAAAAGAGGUUGGGAAAAGCUCAGUGUGAGCAGUCACACCUGAUGAGAGAGCAUGAGGAGGUGCAGGAGGGGACCACACUGCGCUAUGAGGAGAGGAUCACAGAGCUCCACAGUAUCAUAGCCGAGCUCAACAAGAAGAUAGACCGCCUGCAGGGGACAACAAUAAGGGAGGAGGAUGAGUAUUCAGAGCUGCGGUCAGAUCUCAGCCAGAGUCAGCCGGAGGCCAAUGAAGAUGGUCACAGUGUGGACCAGGACCAGAACUCAGUCUCUGUGCCAGAGAACCACUCCACCAUGGUCACCCCGGACAUGGAUAACUGUAGUGACCUGAACUCAGAGCUGCAGAGGGUGCUGACGGGGCUGGAGAAUGUGGUGUGUGGACGAAAGAAAAGCAGCUGCAGUCUUUCGGUGGCCGAGGUGGACCGGCACAUUGAGCAACUCACUACUGCCAGUGAGCAUUGUGACCUUGCCAUUAAGACAGUGGAGGAGAUCGAGGGGGCACUGGGUCGAGACUUCUACCCCAGCCUGGCAGAGGAGAGGUCACGCUGGGAGAAAGAGCUGGCUGGCCUUCGGGAAGAGAAUGAGAGCCUGACCGCCAUGCUGUGCAGCAAAGAGGAGGAGCUCAACAGGACCAAGGCCACCAUGAACGCAAUCCGAGAGGAGAGGGACCGGCUCAGAAGAAGGGUACGAGAACUGCAGACUCGGCUGCAGAGUGUCCAGGCGUCAGGCCCUUCCAGUCCAGGAAGACUGACCCCAGUCAGCCGCCCCAUCAACCCCAGCACUGGAGAGCUGAGCACGAGCAGCAGCAGCAACGACAUCCCCAUUGCCAAGGUGGCUGAAAGAGUAAAACUCUCCAAAACAAGGUCAGACUCCUCCUCUUCAGACAGGCCUGUGCUGGGAUCAGAAAUCAGCAGCAUAGGGGUGUCCAGCAGUGUAGCGGAGCACUUGGCACAUUCAUUACAAGACUGUUCCAACAUCCAGGAAAUCUUCCAAACUCUUUAUUCGCAUGGCUCUGCCAUCUCGGAAAAUAAAAUUCGGGAAUUUGAAGUGGAAACAGAAAGGCUUAACAGCCGAAUUGAGCACUUAAAAUCCCAGAAUGACCUUUUAACAAUCACCCUGGAGGAGUGCAAGAGCAAUGCAGAGAGGAUGAGCAUGCUGGUUGGGAAAUACGAGUCCAACGCGACAGCCCUGAGACUCGCCCUGCAGUACAGUGAACAGUGUAUCGAAGCAUACGAGUUACUACUUGCCCUGGCUGAGAGCGAACAGAGUGUCGUUCUUGGCCAGUUCAGAGCUGCAGGUAUUGGAUCAGUAGCAGGUGAGCAGACAGGUGAUGAAAACAUUACCCAGAUGCUAAAGCGGGCGCACGACUGCAGGAAGACAGCUGAGAACGCUGCCAAAGCCCUCCUGAUAAAACUGGACGGCAGCUGCGGAGCAGCAUGUGCAGUGACAGGAUGCAGCGCGCUACCCUGGGAGAGUCUGUCUUCAAACAGCCACACGAGCACCACAAGCUCCACAGCUAGUAGCUGUGACACAGAUUUCACAAAGGAUGACGAGCAGAGGCUAAAGGACUACAUCCAGCAGCUGAAGAAUGACCGAGCGGCAGUAAAGCUGACCAUGCUGGAGCUGGAGAGCAUUCAAAUCGAUCCCCUGAGCUACGACGUCAAGCCUCGGGGCGACAGCCAGAGACUCGACCUGGAAAACGCUGUUCUCAUGCAAGAGCUCAUGGCAAUGAAGGAGGAGAUGGCUGAGCUGAAGGCCCAGCUCUACCUGCUGGAGAAGGAGAAAAAGGCUCUGGAGCUGAAGCUGAGCACGAGAGAGGCACAGGAGCAAGCCUACCUGGUGCACAUCGAGCACCUCAAGUCUGAGGUGGAGGAGCACAGGGAGCAGCGAAUGAGGUCCAUCAGCUCCACCAGCAGCAGUGGAGGUGGCAAAGACAAGCAGGGCAAGGAUUCCGGAGAUGGGGGGACACCAGCUGUAGCACUUUCCGAUCUAAGAACCCUUAAUGACAGUGAUCUGGCAGCAGAGCUUGCAAAUGCACUCAGACGAGAGAAGAAACUUAAGAGUAGAGCCCAGGAGUUGGUGGCCGCUUUGGAAAGACUCACAAAAAGCAGCGAGGUGCGGCACCAGCAGUCUGCAGAGUUUGUCAACGACCUGAAAAGGGCCAACAGCAACCUGGUUGCAGCCUAUGAGAAAGCAAAGAAGAAACACCAAAACAAACUGAAAAAGCUGGAGUCUCAGAUGAUGGCCAUGGUGGAGAGACACGAGACGCAAGUGAGGAUGUUGAAACAGAGGAUAGCACUGCUGGAAGAGGAGAACUCCAGGCCUCACACCAAUGAAACCUCUCUUUAAGAAGAGAUCAUUGGCUCCCAUAAAGGUGCCCCAGUGAGAGAAAAACUCAUGCACUGCUUUUAAAGACCUGUAACAUGGACAGUUUUUGCUGCGUCACCUUGAGAUCAUCUCAGCUAGCAAUCAUUUCUGACAAAUGCAUACUUUACCAUGCAGUCCUUUAAGGCACAUACAUGUAUCAUUGCAGUAUAUCAGCUGCUGCUGCUGCUGUUGCUGCUGCAACCCACUGUCAUCGAACUUCAAUCUUUGGAGAGCUUCACACUUGAAACAGCACACACCCUUCUUCAACACUUGUGGAUGAAGACAAAAGCAAUCUCCUCUUACAAGCUUGUUUGAUUUUGUUCCAUUUCCACCAGCAGUUAAUUCAAUUAUCACGACAGAGAAAACAUGCUUGCAAAGCAUUACCACAAGAAGUGCCAUUGAAUGUAUUGCAGUACCUGUCAGACUUUUAUACUGUGCAUCACACAUUAUUUUACUAGCUGCCAUGGUUUCUGUUAGUCUAACUGUCUUAAGUUUUUGUUUCAAGAUCAUUUACAGUAUUCUUUUUUGCAGACCAUUGUUUAAGGUUGAUAAUAGACACCCCUA
This is a messenger RNA of Polyodon spathula (Mississippi paddlefish), 3708 nucleotides long. RefSeq names its product colorectal mutant cancer protein-like. The coding region runs from base 130 to 3126 and encodes 998 amino acids. Gene Ontology annotation, molecular function: calcium ion binding. The transcript is spliced from 19 exons. NCBI's taxonomy places the organism in Eukaryota, Metazoa, Chordata, Actinopteri, Acipenseriformes, Polyodontidae. The record is from RefSeq and is a predicted model, not a curated record.